GAGCAGCAGCUGUGGCUCCACUAGGUGGUACUUAAGCAGCCUCUGCAGGGGCCCAGUCACUUCUUCUGUCCUGCCAGCCAAAGCAAUGGGAGCUGUUGGGGCCUUGGUUAUCUGUGUGCUGACUGCUUGGUUUGCUAAAGGAUCUUGUUCACCAGUAAGUGACGCAAAUCUAAGAGAGGAUGAUUUUGAGAGAAGACUGAGCGAGCUUUCACCCAAUGACAUUGCAAUACAGAAGGCCCUGAAACUACUUCAGUCACUGAAGCCUAUGUUUGAGCGUCAUGCUAAGGAAGUACAACUGGAAACCAAUGAAGUGGAAGCUGAGGCAUUAUCAGGUCACUCCCCUACCAAGACACCUGAACAUCCCCAUGAGGCUGUAGAGAUGACUGCAGAGGAAACCACUGGUGUCACCAAGGUUCCUCAAAAGGGUCCCACGUUCACUGAAAAUGAAAACAACUUGGUGGUGGCUAGUGACAACUCCACCAACACUGACCAUGGUUACCUCCUUGACGCUGCGGACAACGCGACGAUUGCUGGCGACAACUCGACCGGCACCGACCACGGUCACCUCCUUGACGCUGCGGACAACGCGACGAUUGCUGGCGACAACUCGACCGGCACCGACCACGGUCACCUCCUUGACGCUGCGGACAACGCGACGAUUGCUGCCGACAACUCGACCGGCACCGACCACGGUCACCUCCUUGACGCUGCGGACAACGCGACGAUUGCUGCCGACAACUCGACCGGCACCGACCACGGUCACCUCCUUGACGCUGCGGACAACGCGACGAUUGCUGCCGACAACUCGACCGGCACCGACCACGGUCACCUCCUUGACGCUGCGGACAACGCGACGAUUGCUGGCGACAACUCGACCGGCACCGACCACGGUCACCUCCUUGACGCUGCGGACAACGCGACGAUUGCUGGCGACAACUCGACCGGCACCGACCACGGUCACCUCCUUGACGCUGCGGACAACGCGACGAUUGCUGGCGACAACUCGACCGGCACCGACCACGGUCACCUCCUUGACGCUGCGGACAACGCGACGAUUGCUGCCGACAACUCGACCGGCACCGACCACGGUCACCUCCUAGACGCCUGCGGACAACGCGACGAUUGCUGCCGACAACUCGACCGGCACCGACCACGGUCACCUCCUUGACGCUGCGGACAACGCGACGAUUGCUGGCGACAACUCGACCGGCACCGACCACGGUCACCUCCUUGACGCUGCGGACAACGCGACGAUUGCUGGCGACAACUCGACCGGCACCGACCACGG
This is a messenger RNA of Myripristis murdjan (pinecone soldierfish), 1288 nucleotides long. Its product is annotated as polysialoglycoprotein-like. NCBI's taxonomy places the organism in Eukaryota, Metazoa, Chordata, Actinopteri, Holocentriformes, Holocentridae. The record is from RefSeq and is a predicted model, not a curated record. The transcript has 4 exons. Bases 86 to 1168 code for a protein of 360 amino acids.